Clavispora lusitaniae ATCC 42720 is the source of this 1518-nucleotide messenger RNA. It is a transcript of the gene THI6, whose product is annotated as bifunctional hydroxyethylthiazole kinase/thiamine-phosphate diphosphorylase. The record is from RefSeq and is a predicted model, not a curated record. Gene Ontology annotation, cellular component: cytoplasm. Gene Ontology annotation, molecular function: magnesium ion binding; thiamine-phosphate diphosphorylase activity; hydroxyethylthiazole kinase activity. Lineage: Eukaryota; Fungi; Ascomycota; Pichiomycetes; Serinales; Metschnikowiaceae. Gene Ontology annotation, biological process: thiamine biosynthetic process.
AUGGCAAAAAUGAAGUUGGAUCUUUCUGCAUACUUGGUAACUGACUCCACUAUGAUACCGGAGUCUUCGAGUUUCUUAUCGCAAGUGCAACAAGCGGUCGAAAACGGUGUAACAAUUGUGCAACUCAGAGAAAAGAACAUUCUGACCAGAGACUUUAUCGAUAGGGCCAAGGAUGUUUUGAAAAUUACCAGACCCCGUGGUGUGCCUUUGAUUAUCAACGACAGAGUCGAUGUUGCUCUCGCAGUAGAUGCAGAUGGUGUUCAUGUUGGCCAAGAUGAUAUGCCAGCCCGCAUCGUCCGUCAACUCAUCGGCCCCCAUAAAAUCCUAGGCGUUUCGUGUGGCAAUGAGGAAGAGACAACAGAAGUGUGUGAGCAGAAAGUGGCCGAUUACGUGGGGCUAGGUACGUUGUACCCAACGCAAACGAAAGAUGUUAAAAAUGUCUGUGGUCCGAUUGGUGUGAGACGCCUGCUUCAAGUGUUGAAAAAGUACAAGGAACAAGGCACAUACGUGCAAUCCGUUGCUAUAGGAGGCAUUAACUCCUCAAAUGCGUCCAAGGUCAUGUACCAAUGCCGUGUCCCCGGUUAUGCAGUAAACGGAGUUGCUUUCGUGUCUUGCAUCAUGGCAGCACCCGAUGCCACCCAGGCGACGAAAAAACUUUUGGACCAGCUCAAGAAUUCACCUCCAUGGGUAACUGCUUCCACUGCAACAUUGGAGAGCCUCCAGAGCAAACCAUUGGUACACCACAUCACAAAUAAUGUUGUGAAACAUUUCAGUGCCAAUGUCACUUUGGCAGUAGGAGGUUCACCCAUCAUGUCCGAGUUACCAGAUGAGUUUGAUGAGCUUGCAUCCCUACCUCUUCCUACUGCCCUUGUGAUAAAUUUAGGAACUCCAUCUUCAACGCUCAUGUCUGUUUUCCUUGAAGGAAUCAAGGUUUACAAUAACCAUGGACGACCAAUAGUGUUUGAUCCAGUUGCAGCAGGCGCAUCCAAGGCAAGAUUGGACGCUUGUAGAGUUCUACUCAAUGCGGGCCAAGUUAGCGUGAUCAAGGGCAAUCUUGGAGAGAUUUUGGCAAUUGAUAAAUUGACCAGCAGCUCUCCGUUCGCAAAAGAGGCCAAUUUAAUGAGAGGUGUGGACUCCGUUGCUGAAAUGGGUCCUGCUGAAAUAAGCGAAGUGUGCAAAAGAGUUGCGUUGGAAUUCCAGUGCGUCACUGUUAUCACUGGAGAGGUCAAUCACAUUUUCGACGGCACUCGGCCAGACUCUCAAGUUGUUACAAUUCAGGGCGGAAGCCCGCUUAUGGGAUCUGUUGUGGGAAUCGGAUGUGCUUUGGGAAGCGUCAUUGGCGUAUUCGUUGCAUGUGCUCAGGCUCAGAAGGCUCAACUUGGUCAAGCUGUUGAGUUGGCGUUGAAAGUUUAUAACCUGGCAGGGAGACAAGCAGCCGUGGACCACAAACAGGGUCUCGGGAGCUACAUGAUCAAGUUCCUCGACGAGUUGUCCGAAUCGGCGAAACCAUACGCAUAA